Molecule: messenger RNA, 858 nt
Organism: Caenorhabditis briggsae
Lineage: Eukaryota; Metazoa; Nematoda; Chromadorea; Rhabditida; Rhabditidae
Exons: 2
Coding region: 1-858 (285 amino acids)
Source: RefSeq, a predicted model, not a curated record
AUGACUGCCGUUGCGGCUAUAUUAGACUUAAAGUCUUUUAACCUAAUCAAAACCUGGCCGGAGCUAGCCAACAAAACCGACGACGAAUUCGAUGAGUAUCUCGCUUGCUCUGGAGAGAAAAUCCAUGUCCGUCUUGUCACGAGUCGAGAAAAAUCUCUAAGCAAAAGAAUGCCUCUGGGAACUUUCUUUGAGGGAUUACGUGGAAGCCGUAAAAAGAUUUUUCUGUGUAGCUUCCUCUAUUUGAAUGGAAAGAUGGUGAUGAAAGAGUUGGCAGAAACUUUGGAAACUGAGGAAAAGACAGUAAUUCAGUGGUGCCAAUGGUUCAGGGAUAUCAUGGCGGAGAGUUUAUAUCAGCCCGCAAUUAUGAUCGGAGGUGUUGGAGAGACGGUUCAGAUCGAUGAAACAAACAUUGUCAAGAGAAAGUAUAAUGUGGGAAGGAUCGUUCGUAAUGGAUGGUUAAUAGGCGGUAUCCAGAAUAACACUCGUGCCGUUUUUAUCGAAAUCGUCGAUAAAAGAGAUCAAGCAACGUGUGAAAGAAUCAUUCAACAAUAUGUUGCUCCAGGCACAACAGUCAUCACUGACUGUUGGCGAGGAUACAACGGACUCGCGGCGCUAGGUUAUGAUCAUAAAACAGUGAACCAUUCUCAAAAUUUUGUGGACCCUGCCACUGGUCUCCAUACGCAGAGAGUUGAGUCGCUUUGGAGCCAUUUGAAGCGUAGAAUCAAGCCAAAGUGCGGCCUUAAAGGAGAUUUAUGGGAUGAUCACUGGUUUGAAGCUUUAUGGCACUUCAAGCACCACGAAGAGGCGAAGCUCUACGAGCUUUGGGCUGAGAUCGCUAGAAGAUAUCCACUCACUUAA